AUGGGUCCCGCACUUACUUCACGACACGGGAAGGAAAGAUCUCUCCUCAAAUGUCCUCUCCAGGCUCGUAGCAUGGGAAAGAAGCUGUACUUCGAACAGAUGCACUGCUCCAUACAGCCCUGCCUGCCUCGGCCGCACCCUGUUCUCAAAUGCCGGGCUUUCCAUCGAAUGACAGGUGACCGCGGGCAGCAAGAUCAAACCUUUCUGUCCAGCCUUCCAGUUGACAAGGGGCCAGGAUCUAUAGAGUCAAAAGAAGAUACCUACUGCAGUAGCAAGAUGGCCGGUAUCGAGUACUGCUCGGAUGCAAAACCCAGCAGCCUAUUUGGCACAAGCUGCACUGCAGCUGGCCGCAAAUUGACGCAGAGGAAAUCAAAGGCCUGGCCUUGCAUUCCAUCUCAAAAUUCCAAUUGUUAUUUGCACCCACCCGCCUUUUCCACCUUAGCCGUCUCACGCCCACCUCCCAUAACCUGUCACAACCUCCCCAAGCACGUUCCUGGCCUGGAACUCGAGCUUGACGUGUGUUGCCCUGAGACUCCAAACCGCGUGCGUGUACCUCUCAGAAUCAGACGCAAGACAAGCACCGGUCAAUCAACGGACUCUCAACCAUUGGCAAUAAGAGGGGUGCUCAGGUGGAGGGGAAUUCCUCAAGCCCGCGCCAUUACGCGUUUCGCCCCUCAUCAACCAUCCCACCCGUCCAACCCCAGCACAGUUAUGAGACCCGAUCAGCCACCACUGCCACUGCGCCGAACCAGGAUCGACGCCCGGCCAGCCAUUACGGAGUACUUCCAGUCAAUAUUGAGGACAACCGCACACAAUCGACUACCUACCUACACUACCUAUCAUGCGAGGUCGCUACCAGACGGCGCACGACGGGCUUUCAUCAUUCCCAUUCCGCCACUUUGUUCCUCUGGCUUUGAAUCGAUGCUACUACAAACUCCCACCUUCGCUGUACACUAUACACGGCCAUUCUUCCCACUGGCCAGCGUUGUUGCUGAGCGAGAUGCGGCCGCAUGGAAGACCAGGCAGUCAAUCAUGAUUGUCCUUUCCGAUCCCGAACGACAAAUCACUCGCGCCUCAAACACAGUCAGCCAGCAUCUUUCAUCUGAUCCUCGAUCCUCAGAUGCCAUUAGGACCGAACAGCAUCUCGACAAUGGACCCCUAAGGCCGAGACACUCAAUCACUUGGACUAGACGCCAAAGGGCAGCGAGGAUCAUGCCCGUCCCACCGCCUCUCCCUCUUCAGUGCUCCACGUUGUCAACUUUUGCCCAGCCCGAGCUUGGGUACUGCGAACCUGCAAGGUCCACUUCCAACCGAGAGUCCGGAAUAUCAACUUGGCUGCCAGACCGCCGCAUAAAGCUUGCACACAUGACGCGGAUCGAUGGCUUACGGUACGCGCACAUCAGAUACGUGGACGUGUGUACGAAGUACGGGCCAAGUUGCCUCCACAGGGCCGUGAAGUUUUAUCCGCUCACUCUUCUACAAUUCGUGCCCAGUUCUACACCAUAUACCAGCCUGGACCCCAAUCGUACCCGUGAAGUCUCUAGGAACGUUUCCAUUGCUUCGAGAUUUUUCUAUACAUGUCCAACAUUCUCUGAUAUCUCCCGCCUUCCCGUAUCAAAAAUUUUGCGCCUGUCUUUCCAGGAGACGGUGAAGAAACGCAGUGUCGUGCGGAAAAUCUGGACAAAGCCUGCAUCAUCGCAGGGUCCUUCCGAUGUUGUACCAGCUCUGUAUCCCUUCAAGCCGGCGCGGGGUUGCCACUGUCUCUCAGUAGGUAUCGUGUUUGAUAUCUCCGUACUUGCUGGAUUGGCAAUACGACACCACCAGACGAAUGACAGGUACAUCGAAGGAAGGAAGGGUCUUGAGGCCCGAGCUUCUGGCCUUCCAUUUUCGCCGCAGAGCACCCAGUUUUGCCUCGAAGCAUUCUCUGAUAUCAAAAUGCGUGGAAGAGAUACCUAUGUCAAACAAGAGCUUCAUCACCCUACUCAUCUCACCCUAGUCACCUUGCAUCUUUACGGAUGCUCAGUGAGCUCAGGAAAAGCAGAAAAUAGAGCCGAAGUCGAAGGCCAAUGGCAUCGCGCCGAGCUAAGACGGCCGGGGCUUCCGACGGCUGGUACGCAACUGCGUCUAUGCUGCAGCCGGGCGGGCUCAAGCAACAGCCCCCUCCCACCAUAUGCGCGAGACCAUUUAACUGGCCGCAGCAUGCAGGCUCGGCCAGGUUCUAUCAAGAUCCCGUCGUUCUUGGAGGCGCAAGUUUGGUCUUUACUGCACGCUAUCCAGACAAAGUCGGGUCGGGUUUACUUCCGUGGCACACCAUAUCCUUGGCCACGCACCCUCUUCGGCCUGUUUCGCACACCACGCCUAUCGUGGAUUUUGAAAGCCCCGAUUGUUGGUCGGGAAAUCCCUCCUCAAGCUCUCGCUGCUAGGUGGGUUUCGUCCUCUCUCCAUCUCCUCCCACCUUCAUGA
Messenger RNA from Colletotrichum lupini, 2463 nucleotides. RefSeq lists its product as uncharacterized. NCBI's taxonomy places the organism in Eukaryota, Fungi, Ascomycota, Sordariomycetes, Glomerellales, Glomerellaceae. The coding region runs from base 1 to 2463 and encodes 820 amino acids. The record is from RefSeq and is a predicted model, not a curated record. The transcript has 16 exons.